Molecule: messenger RNA, 213 nt
Organism: Tetrahymena thermophila SB210
Lineage: Eukaryota; Ciliophora; Oligohymenophorea; Hymenostomatida; Tetrahymenidae
Exons: 3
Source: RefSeq, a predicted model, not a curated record
AUGAGUAAAGAUAUCAGCAAUUAAUUAGAUGAAACUUCAAAGAAUUAGAUUGAAUAAAAAAGCAGUAAUUGUCCUAUUGAGCAAUUAAAAAUUAGCGACACUGCAACUAAUUGGUUGUUCUCCAUACUUUUUAAGCAAAGAAAUCAAUUAGAAAACCAAAGACCUUACAUGUUCAAUAAACAAUAAUAGUAUGGAUAAAAAAAGAGCAAAUGA